UCUUCGCUGUCAUCGUCCAUUCCCGAUCCAUCACGGAUUGCUCCGCAGUUUUGUAAAGUUUUUCGAUUCUGUCCGAUGUGCAGAAGCCGUCGUAAUCAACGAAAUAAUUAUUUUCUGAAAAUAACCAUUCAGUUGCGAAUCGUGUCCAAUAAUCGGUGCUAAUCGGGAGUGUACAGUUUUUUUACGAACGAAAACUUGCGGCCAGCUAACAAAAGCAACAGUGAUAAUGAGUGACAUCGAGGCGAAUUUUUUUGUUCGAUCCUUCAUACGCUUCCUAAAUAGCCAGCUGGAGCAGCCGAACUUUAGUUCCGACUCCCGGGAAAGUCUCGAGGUUGCGAUCCAGUGUCUGGAGAAUGUGUACGAAAUUUCACCGGAGGAGGGUGGCGGUGAGAAUGGGAGCAGCCAGGAGAAUCCGCUUAAUCACAUUGAUCUGUUUGAGGUGUACCGAGGUGCGUUCACGAAUGUCAGCCCGGAACGUAAGCAGGAAGCGGAGAAUUUAAAGAACGAGGGUAAUCGGUUGAUGAAGGAAGAAAAGUACCAGGAAGCGCUUAAUCUUUAUGGAAGAGCCAUCACUCUGGAUGCCACCAACCCGGUGUUCUACUGCAACCGUGCAGCAGCGUACAGCCGUAUGGGAGAUUAUCAGCGAGCUGCGGACGAUUGUCGGAUGUCGCUGCGAUAUGAUCCGAACUAUAGCAAAGCUUAUGGCCGGCUGGGGCUUGCCUAUUCGAAAAUGAACUUGCACGAUCAAGCACUGGAAGCGUAUCAGAAUGCCCUUCGGAUCGAGCCGGAUAAUCAAGACUAUAAAAAUAAUAUGAGUGUUACACAGCAACGGCUGGAAGAGCUACGAUCAGCUCCAGGUUCUGCGGUACGUCCCGAGCUAGGGUCUCUUCCAAAUGCUGCAGCUCCCGGUGGGCUACCCGAUUUCAACUUUGCCGCCGUCCUUAACAAUCCUGCACUGGUUAGUAUGGCCACCCGAAUGAUGCAUGAUCCGGCAAUUCAGAAUAUGUUGGGCCAACUGAGUGGCAUGAACAAUGUAGAUGCAUUGCUGGAAACCGGCCGACAGAUGGCCAUGCAGAUGAACAGCCAGAAUCCGGACAUGUUCGCGAAUGUGCUCCGACAGAUGGAGCAGAAUGGGCAGUUUCCCCCACCUGGUGGAGCUCCCGAGGGAGAAGGAAAUAAUCAAAAUAAUGGCGAUAAUAGCGAUAACCAGAAGCCGCCUCCAGCGAGUUCAUAAGCAUUUUUGUUCAGGUCAGACGAAGCCGACUGGGAAUUGAUUGCAUCAUCCCCUCGCGGGUUGUUCGGAAAUAUUUUAGUGUAAUUUCUCCUGAAUGAGUUUUUUAAUGAGGGGAAGCAAGCAAGAUUCGAUUCCAACCCUGGAAAUAGAAACAAAAACUUGCAUGGAUUGGAUAGAAUUUUUCCGCGCUCAUCAACUUUUCGACUAUACCUAUAACCCUUAACCAGCAAACAAUGUUGAUGAGUGAUGUAUUGUUUGUUUUAGUUCUUCUAGAGGAUUCAAUAAAUCUUUAACCUAGGUGCAAAAAAGCCAAAAUAAAUUCAA
Messenger RNA from Topomyia yanbarensis, 1558 nucleotides. RefSeq names its product small glutamine-rich tetratricopeptide repeat-containing protein beta-like. Gene Ontology annotation, cellular component: membrane; TRC complex. Gene Ontology annotation, molecular function: molecular adaptor activity; protein binding. Lineage: Eukaryota; Metazoa; Arthropoda; Insecta; Diptera; Culicidae. The record is from RefSeq and is a predicted model, not a curated record. The transcript is spliced from 3 exons. Bases 227 to 1234 code for a protein of 335 amino acids. Gene Ontology annotation, biological process: post-translational protein targeting to endoplasmic reticulum membrane.